UUUGCCAUGUGGGUGGACGCUGUCAUAUUUGUCUUCAGCUUGGAGGAUGAAAUCAGCUUCCAGACAGUUUACCACUACUACAGUCGGAUGGCCAGCUACCGGAGCACGAGCGAGAUCCCGCUGGUGCUGGUGGGAACCCAGGACGCCAUCAGUUCCACCAACCCGCGGGUCAUCGACGACUCCCGGGCACGGAAGCUCUCCAGCGACCUGAAGCGGUGCACAUACUACGAGACGUGUGCCACGUACGGCCUGAACGUGGAGAGGGUCUUUCAGGACGUUGCCCAGAAGAUUGUCGCCACAAGGAAGAAGCAGCAGCUGUCCAUAGGGCCCUGCAAGUCGCUCCCCAACUCCCCGAGCCACUCCUCCGUCUGCUCCGCGCAGGUGUCCGCCGUGCACAUCAGCCAGACAAGUAACGGAGGCGGGAGUUUGAGCGACUAUUCCUCCUCCGUCCCAUCGACCCCCAGCACCAGCCAGAAGGAGCUGCGGAUCGACGUCCCGCCCACUGCCAACACCCCGACGCCCGUCCGGAAGCAGUCCAAGCGCCGGUCCAACCUUUUCACCUCUCGGAAAGGGAGUGACCCGGACAAAGAGAAGAAAGGCCUGGAGAGUCGUGCGGACAGCAUCGGGAGCGGCCGAGCCAUCCCAAUUAAACAGGGCAUGUUGCUGAAGCGAAGCGGCAAAUCGUUGAACAAAGAGUGGAAGAAGAAGUACGUCACCCUGUGCGACAACGGCGUGCUCACCUAUCACCCCAGUCUGCACGAUUACAUGCAGAACGUUCACGGGAAAGAGAUCGACCUUCUGAGAACCACUGUGAAGGUCCCCGGGAAGAGGCCCCCCCGCGCCACGUCGGCCUGCGCACCCAUCUCCAGCCCCAAAACCAACGGCCUGUCCAAGGACAUGAGCAGUUUACACAUCUCACCCAAUUCAGACACGGGGCUGGGCGACUCCGUGUGCUCCAGCCCAAGCAUGUCCAGCACCACCAGCCCCAAGCUCGACCCGCCCCCCUCCCCCCACGCCAACAGAAAGAAGCACCGAAGGAAGAAAAGCACCAGCAACUUCAAAGCCGACGGCCUGUCAGGCACUGCUGAAGCCAAACGCAAAGCAUGGAAACUAAACCGUGUUGGUAGCCUGCGAAAUAUAUACAGCAGCAGCAGCACCAACACUGAAGAGCAAGAAGAAAACUUUGAGUUUAUCAUUGUGUCCCUCACUGGCCAGACGUGGCACUUUGAAGCCACCACGUAUGAAGAGAGAGACGCGUGGGUCCAAGCCAUCGAGAGCCAGAUCCUUGCCAGCUUGCAGUCAUGUGAGAGCAGCAAGAAUAAGUCCCGGCUGACGAGCCAGAGUGAGGCCAUGGCCUUGCAGUCGAUACGAAACAUCCGAGGGAAUUCGCACUGUGUGGACUGCGAGACCCAGAACCCUAACUGGGCCAGCUUGAACCUGGGAGCCCUCAUGUGCAUCGAGUGCUCAGGGAUCCACCGGAACCUCGGUACCCACCUCUCGCGAGUUCGAUCUCUGGACCUGGACGACUGGCCCAUCGAGCUCAUCAAGGUGAUGUCAUCCAUUGGGAACGAGCUGGCCAACAGCGUCUGGGAAGAGAAUAGCCAGGGGCGGACGAAGCCCUCGCUGGACUCCACAAGGGAAGAGAAGGAGCGGUGGAUCCGGGCCAAGUAUGAACAGAAGCUCUUCCUGGCCCCGCUGCCCUGCACCGAGCUGUCCCUGGGCCAGCACCUGCUGCGGGCCACGGCCGACGAAGACCUGCGGGCGGUCAUCCUGCUGCUGGCACACGGCUCCCGGGACGAGGUGAACGAGACCUGCGGGGAAGGCGACGGCCGCACGGCGCUGCACCUGGCCUGCCGGAAGGGGAACGUGGUCCUGGCGCAGCUCCUGAUCUGGUACGGGGUGGACGUCAUGGCCCGCGACGCACACGGGAACACGGCGCUGGCCUAUGCCCGGCAGGCCUCCAGCCAGGAGUGCAUCGAGGUCCUGCUGCAGUACGGCUGCCCCGACGAGCGCUUCGUGCUCAUGGCCACCCCCAACCUGUCCCGGAAGAGCAAUAACCGGAACAGCGGCAGCGGGCGGGUGCCCACCAUCAUCUGAGGGGCGUCGGCGCCCCCCGCCCGCCACCCCUCCCUCUUCCUGGUGGUCACCUGCCACCCACCCGCCCUCCCUCACCCGCAGUGAAAUCACAGAACCUGGACAGCCCUCACGGAGGCGAAGACGAGGCCCGGAGGCUGCAGGAUCGAUCGUUUCCAUGAACUCCCCCACUCGACAGUAGGAGCGACCGGCUGGCCUCGGUCGGUUGAUGAUAGCACACGGCGCGGGACCCCGGUCCCGUGGCCUAGAGACAGAGCUGGGCACAAGGGGCAGGGAUGGGCAGAGGGGGAGGGGAGGCAGCAGCAGGAGACGGGAACUCUCCUUAACUGGCGGUUAAGCACAUCAGUACAUUUCACCUCUACCGAACGGAACACUUGCAUCUAUCUCAUCUCUUCUCCGAGGAGCUUGACGGCAUAAAUCAGGAGCAAGCCGAGUUUGUCAGGUCUGAAGCCCCUAUGAUGGUAUGUGUCAAAUCAGUUGUAGCUAAUCUGUCCCGGGAGAAUGCUGGCUUCAUUACACUUGUAUAGUUGAGUUCUUGCAGCAUUACCGCUGUUUAAUAGAACAUGAUUAGUCAUCACCGGGAAGAAAGCAUAUUAGCCGAGGAGGCAGUUACGCAGCACGCUCCGGUGAUUGCCGCGAUGUGAUUGCAAUACUCUUAGAAGCAUCAUAUUAUCCCAGACAUGUUCUUCCGAGCCCUUGGAGCCCUCCUUUCUAAAUUCACUGUCAUAAUUUAGUAUAUGUUUAAUUUUUCAGUCCAAAGAGAGGAAAUCAGUUGCUGAGUUGUAUUUGACUGCAGUCUCCUUGGUGCAAAAACAAAAUGGGAAAAAUAAAUAAGAGCAACUCAGAAAUUCUGGAGGAAAUCACGAAUUUCAGCCGACAGUGACAUGCCGGGUGCAUUUAGGAAGCCGGGUAAAUGCAUAAAAAGCUACGCGCCCCCCACCCCCCGAACAGGAGAGAGAUUUUAUGUCCUUUUGCCAAGGUGGACGUCUGGGUCCCAGUCACUCCCGGGCCACGUUGCCCAAGUCGCACAGGCUCCCGCGUUGUGUCUUCAGAUGAGAUGUGUGGAAAUGUAUUGGAAUAAAAGAAGUUCAUAAAUAUGCAUUGAUUUUUGUACAGACGAAUGGCACCUCUGUUAAUUUAUAAAUGGAACUGGAUGUGAACUAAUAAUGUGCAACUAGUUGAGAUAAGCGGGUUACAGAUCAUUGUACAUGGAGAGUGUUCGCAGCGGUAAACACUUCCAUUAACGUGAUAUACAGCUUUGAAAAGGGGGCGCAUCAGAAUAAGAUGGUAGUGCAAUUUGCUUAUUAAAAUCGAGAAAGAGAGAAAAAAAAAAAAGGCCCAAGCCUAUUAGAGAGCGGGGAGGGGGCAUGUGAGCCCUCACUGUGGGAAGCAUGACUUAGAUCUGAGACCGCUUUUGCUGGCCAGGGGGAGGGGCUCUGCCAGGCAGGGCACGAUUUCCCAAAUGCCAGACCCGGUGCUUGGCAGUGGUAGACGGGGACCCCCACCGAUGGUUCUGUGGCACAGACCGGCCCACAAGAAUCCCUAAGGCUGACUUGGUGGCCAGGCCGUCCAUUUCAGUAUGGCCCCUGAGUGUCAUCAUGGGAUCAGGCUGCUUCAGGCUUCAGCCACCUCCAGCAUGGUGGCUAAACACAGUAAUGCAAAUCUGGACACCCUGGGUUAAAAAGGAAAGGGGCGGGGUGUGCCCGGAGUCCAGGGGCAGUGUGGCAGGGGAAGAGGGUUGGCGCGUGGCAGGGGACACGGGCUGACCUGGCCCAGGACCACAGGACCACGUUCGCCCGGCAGCCUCAGGACAUUCCUUGCUCUCCUAUAUUAAAUCUUCUAUUUUGUAAGAGUUUUUCCUCUUCUUUCACUUUUUUUUAAAAAAAAUUAAAGUAGGUGGGAAUAAAUAAAGCUUUAUACAGAAGUUAUAUGGAGGCCAGUGUUCCGUGGGCACCUGUAAGCUCCCUUCAGCUCCGGGGAACGUGGCCGUUUCCACAAAGGCCAGGUGCAGACAGCAGGCCCGGGGUCCCUCCGCCGAGUUCAGGGCUGUGCGCCGCCGCUGUGCGGUGGUGGUAAACGCGAAUAGGAAGAAAAGUCCUUGCCUGUUUUUGAAGAAGCGGCACUGUCCUAGCCCAGCUCCACACAUUAGCCUCCACGCAGCCGCUAGCACAGACUGUAUGUAGUGAGCACAGAUAGAGUAUAAAUGAAAUUCUUAAGUUAUUUCAUCGUAGUGAGUCCCCACUGUAGGGAUGCUUUAUCACAGUGAAGCCUUCUGAAAGGAAAGGGGAUUCCUCGUCAGGCUUCUCUUGGGAUGUAUAUGAGUAUGUACAUAUGAUUAUAUGUGUUUAUAAUAUAAUAUUUUCCCAAAUGACUUGUUUUUUCACAGCCUUUCACGGCCCGAAUGCUAGAUUGGUUCUCCCCCUUCCCUCCCUCCAGCACGGGGACCUCACGGUUCCUCCUGGGAAAACUCCGCCCCUCUUCUGCUCUUUUCGACGACGGUGGUGGCUCCAGGGGGCAGCCUGCUUUCUUGAGUUUGGGCAACAGAGGAAAGGCAUCCGUGGGUCCCCAGGGUUUUGUUUCCCGGCCCAGGUGACGGGUAGCUAAUGUUUGUAUCUCGGUGUCAGACUAGAAGCCCUUUGCCGACAGCGCUGUCGACCCGGCUGAGAGCCUCACUAACCCCCGGGCUGGGCAGCAAGGACCAGGCUGGUGUCAGGAAGAACCAGUUUGGGACGGGGCCUGAGUUUGCAUUGUUUGUGUCCUUGUGCGUCCUAUGAAGUGACGGUGCCGUGAGAACCCACACGCCCUUCCUGCUCAGAAUUCACGUUUUCCCUUGGAGGAGAAACCGCCGCUGGAGAAGGGCAGGUGGUCGCUCGUGAGGGUGGCCGCGGUGGCCUCGCUGGGUUCCUUUCGCGGCGAAGAAAACCCCGCAGAGGAAGUAGCCUUGAUUCUGACCCGGCGUGGGUGAGCCUUGAGGACCAGGGUGGACAGACGGUUUCCGAAGCCCAGAACCCUAGUCGUGGUCCCCUGUCCCUUUGAUUUCCUGUCCUCCCGGGAGGUGAGCAGCCUGAGGGUGAGUGAGUGACAUGCUCACGGGUCCUCGGUGCCCCGGCAGGUGCAGUUUCCUGUCGUCUGGUGAGCACACACUGUGUGUGAUUAUCCCCGACAGCGGUGACGGCGACAGGUGCUUGCUGGUCACGGGGCUGCAGGGCCCAGAGAGGGCAGCUCUUACUGACCUGGAGUCCCAGGUCAGCACCUCCCUGCGGGGCCGUGAGUCGGGCGGUGCAGGGCCUCCGCUCCUUCCGCCCCUCUCCUGACGUCUCGUCUGGCCUGAGGAGUCCACUUGGACCGGCCUCUGCCAUCCAGCGUAGCCCCGUCUGUCCCAGUUUACAGAGUCCUCACAUAUUCAGGGUCAGUCCCCACAUGUGCAAAGAAGCCGUCACUGACCCCAUAAGGGAAAACACGGCCCAGCGAGACAGCCAGCCCAGGGUCAGGCCAACCGGGGUCACCGCUUCCUGUCACACCUGUGCCGCCUCGGGCGCGCCUCCAGCUUUUCGCACUCUUUCCUCAUCUGGCACUGGGUGGCCUUGCAGGGUGUGGUGACAUGUCAGACCAGCGUGGUGAAUGGGAGCCCGAUGCCCAGCCAGGGGUUGGAUGCUCAGAGAUGGGUGUGUUUAGUAAGAACUGAGAGGUGGGUAGGACCAAAGCCAGAGCACAGGCCCGGAGAGCUGCCCGAGCUGGCGCCGUGUCCUUGGGAGCUGGUGACGCACCUGUACCCCCCUCCGUGUGAGCCUCUGACCCUCUCUCUGCUGAGCCUGUUGCUGCUCAGAGGCCCCUGCCCCCGAAGGCCCUCUCCCCAGGGGGAUGAGCCCAAACUGCCCAGUUACUAUCUCGGCAGCCCCACUUACCAAAUUGUACCCUCCGUCUCUUCAGUCCGAGAUUGAUCUUCCAGAGGCAAAGCAAGGGUGGAGCCUUACCCUGUGCCACUCGUAAUGUUGCCUUAGGCCCAAGAUGACCCCCUGUCCCCUGCUCCCCGUUGUGUGGCUGGCGUGGACAGGCCCCUCCCUUCAGAUGCCACCUCUGGGCGCCGGGAGGCUGCUGUGUCACACUCCUGUGUGGUCCUCGUUUCCGGGUCCUUCUACCUCCUCUGAACGUCGGGGUCUGCGGAGGGCACCCUGGCUGGUGUGGCUCUGGGUGCUGCCGCCCUCACUGUCUCCUCUCCCUCCCUGGGCAUCACCUCUGGGGCUGCCUUCCCAUUGUUCACUUGUCUUGUGCCUGCACCUGGCGGUCGCAUCUUCCCCCUCGAGUUGCCAACGGGUCCUGUCCAUCCCCCCUCCCAGCUUCGCUCAUGGAUUGACAUGGGUCCCCAUGGCUCCAACUCUGCCAGCCCUUUCUCCUUGCAUUUAGAAUGUUCUGGAAACCAGGAGGACAUCCACAUUCCCGCCUAGGGAGGCUCAGAAGCCUGGCAACAUGUAGCUGCUCUAAGAGUGUGGUGAAGUCCCAGACACUUCUCAAAAGGCAGAAUCGGAAGCAGAUCCGUUACUCCAUGGGCUGCUUCCCGCCCCCACCUCUGCUCGCGCGCUCUCUCUCUCUCUCUCUCUCUCUCUCUCUCUCUCUCUCUCACACACACACACACACACACACACACACACACACACGCCCGCAAGGCCGGUGCGACUUUCCUAGAACUCCCCUGGGUUGUACUUAUGUCCUUCAAGCACACACAUUGAAAAGCAGCUGGGAGGGAAUUCAGCUAGAAUGUGCGGAAGAUGCACAUCUUCCUUCCGCAGGAAUUAGUUUAUUUCUGACCCUCCUCCAGCGUGGGCGGGCUUCGCACCUUGUGGGCCGUGUGUCCGAGUGAUUUUCACCCCCAUCCUUCACCAAAAAGCCAAAUAAGGGCCUUUGGCACAAGACUUGCAUUUUUGCCCUCGGCCAUUAUCGCCAUGUCUUUCUCAUCUCGAUUCCCUCGUGCUCUCUGCGGGAAGCUGUGGUUAGUGAGUCUGGUGUGGGCCACACCCCAGGGCGGCCAGGCCAGGGCCCAGGUGUGCUGCUCCUGGGCGGGACCAGCCACCCGCCUGGCCUGCCGAGAGGCGGGUCUGCCCCCUCCGCCCCGUGUCCUACUGCACUGGGGGGCCCGCCUUUUAGUCCAUGUGUCCGAUUCCUUCCCAGAGAGAACGGGGAGCCCUGGGGGUGACGCAGACAUCACUGCCAGGAAGCAGGCACUGAGCCCGGGGCGCCGCCACCUCCGUCACUGCAGACGGUGCAGGGUCAGCGCAGCCUGUUAGACCCCUCACCUCUCCCCUCACGAGGAGAAAGCAACAAUUUACACAUUAUUAUUUCAACAACACGUGUUCUUCCCCUUAGAGAAGAAAUGCUGUCCUUCAACCAUUUUUUAAACAAGAUCAAUGGAUUCCCUCUUUAAUUUUGGAAGUCUGCUGCUUUUUUAAAAAAGACAGAUUGACACUUUUUUUCCAGUUUUGGUUUUUCAGUUUGGGUCCAAGUUAAAAUUAAGGGACGUUUCAUCAGUAGAGGAUUCUGUGAAACCAAAAUGUCUGUCUGUAAUCCGGGAUUUUUAGAUCUCCCAGGUCCUAGAAGAAUUUCAGUUCCACCAGCGACCGUAGAUUUGAAAACCUCUCCCCACCUCGCUUCCGUUAGGAGCUGCUCGUUUGCUCUCAAAUGGCAGCAUUUGGUUCUGGGGGUUUGCCUGGUGGGUAAAUGCUCUUUUGUGAGGCCUUCCUCCCAUCAAAGGGCUUUGGUGCCAGGCGUGGGCAGGUCGGGCAGGUGUGUCCCACAGAGCCCGGCGUGGCACUGGGGCUGCGGGUGUCGGGAGGCGCUGCCUGGUGAGACAGACAGACAUGGGCCUCCAGGCAGGUGUGUGUGCAAGCGAGAUGCCUUGUGAGUGUGCGAGGGGUUGGCUCAGGACUGGUUUUUCCUUGUGACCUGGCAUGUGGCACCUCCGGGGAGUGGAGAUAAGCCAUGUGCGCGGACAGAUCUGGAGUUCUGUCAGUGGGAGGUGUAGGGCCUUUGUCUCGAGAUGCAGGUGAAAGAAAGGAACCAAACCAGGUGUUGGGGACUCUCCCAGGGGAACAGGCCCCCUUAACACCCCAGCUGUCGGAACAGCUGCCUCGAAUCAAACUGCCCUCACCUCCCCGAGCCAGUCGGUGAGCACAGCGGCUGGAAGCUGGUGUCUGAGCUGGUUCCAGAACUCUUGUAAAAGGAGCUCACACGCCCUGGAAGCUCACUCCGUGAGUGGUGGUUCUUGUAAAUUAAAGGAGUUUGGGCGCAGUGUGGACUUCCUGGAUCUACCCCCCCACCCCCCGUCCUCACACCUGUGUGUAGAAAUCCCGAGUGAUGGGCUCCCCACCUGACAUUCCAGAGUCGCCGGGCGCUGUCUGUCCGGCCUGGGUCCUUGGGAGUGGGUGGUCAGAGGAUGGGUCCAGGGUGGGUGACCUGUGGCCAGACUGGGAUCCAGCUCCCCGUGAGCACACCCUGCACCUCCCGGCCCCACCCCUGGGGUCCCGGCAGCCUUCUCCCCGCUGACUUGGGGUGCACAGGCGGGCUGGAGUGAGGAUUGGGGCCGUUCCCGUCGACAGACAGCGGUACGUUAGGAACUGCUCUAGCACAGGCCACGCGUCUCAAUGUGAGAAACGAUGCCUCCGGGACCGUGAAAAGCAUCCCAGUUUCCCUCCCCGCCCGGGUUUUUGUGUCUAAUACGUAUCAAGUUCUGGAGGUUGCGACCCGGUCCGGCCUGGGCACCUGCAUGCUGAGGAGGGUGCCGUGUGCACUCGAUCCGAGGGCACGGGCUGGCUGCCCCGGAAAGGGCCGGAGGAGUGGGCCACGCCGGCCACAAACACACCACGUGGCUGCGGGGAGGGGCCUCCGGGCCCAGACAGCCCCCACCCUGCUGCCCGGGACUCUGCACUGGGUCCUCCUCCGGCCACAGGUGUGUUUCUGGACCAGCAGGUGCAGGUGACAACCGAGAGGCGGCCUGGGAGGGAGCGGGGCCGGGAGCACGCGUUCCUGUUUCUGUAAAUAACGUGUAUAGGAAGCGGAGGAGCAGCCUGGGGUCGCCGGGGUGGCUGUCUUCUUGGUUUGGGUUGUUUUUAUAUUACCUCAUUCAGCAAGUUUAUGUUUCACAAUGACUCAAUGACGCUUUAUUUAUAUUGUUUGUACUGUAAUUAAAACCAUCGACAGACAUUUCAUUUUGCUUGUUGCUCCAUAUGAUCUUGUUUUGAUUAAAUAUGCCAGUUUGUAUUUUCCUGCCUUGGGAUUUCUGUGUCAGCUGUACAGUAUUCUAAGGGGAAAACAGAGAAAAAGACAAAAGUGUAAAGUAUGGAAGAGGUGGCUAGAGUAGAGGCCUCUUUCUAAUAAAGAAAGACUAUGGCU
Messenger RNA from Myotis lucifugus (little brown bat), 9477 nucleotides. It is a transcript of the gene AGAP1, whose product is annotated as ArfGAP with GTPase domain, ankyrin repeat and PH domain 1. Gene Ontology annotation, cellular component: nucleus. The coding region runs from base 7 to 2097 and encodes 696 amino acids. The transcript is spliced from 14 exons. NCBI's taxonomy places the organism in Eukaryota, Metazoa, Chordata, Mammalia, Chiroptera, Vespertilionidae. The record is from RefSeq and is a predicted model, not a curated record. Gene Ontology annotation, molecular function: GTPase activator activity; GTP binding; protein binding.